Messenger RNA from Schistocerca serialis cubense, 6328 nucleotides. It is a transcript of the gene mnb, whose product is annotated as serine/threonine-protein kinase minibrain. The coding region runs from base 820 to 3027 and encodes 735 amino acids. Gene Ontology annotation, molecular function: transcription coactivator activity; ATP binding; protein serine/threonine/tyrosine kinase activity. Gene Ontology annotation, biological process: positive regulation of DNA-templated transcription; peptidyl-serine phosphorylation; peptidyl-threonine phosphorylation. The transcript has 9 exons. Lineage: Eukaryota; Metazoa; Arthropoda; Insecta; Orthoptera; Acrididae. Gene Ontology annotation, cellular component: nucleus. The record is from RefSeq and is a predicted model, not a curated record.
GCGCGGCACCACUGCGUCGCACCUAAUAACAGCAGAAAGUGUGUUUUAACACAACGCCUGGAUGCUAGAGCAAAGUUUCAUGCUGGAUCUUACCCUACGUAUCUUCGGCCACCUCCGCAUACAGCACUACUGCGGUCCACCUCGUGUGCCUCUACGCCGAGCCGUGUUGUUAUUUUGCUUGCCGUGCUUUUGACCCUAGUGGGCGAGUCCAUUACGGUUGUGACGGGGGUGGGCACGUUAUCAGGUGGAAUGCGGAAAGAUCUUCUCAGGUUGCGAUUACGAUUUAGAGCAUAGGAAAUCAAUUUUUACCCUCUGAAGAUAAAUAAAUUUCAUGCCCCGAUCGAAUAUUAGAAGUGUUUUUUUUGUGUGUGUGGUUUUUAUAUUGCUACUCUCUAGCGUCAGAGAUAUAUACAUAACGGAACUUGCUGUGUAAAGAGAGUUCUGAGAAAUAUUGGAAGAUACUGUUUUGUUUUGAGUGCAGUUUUUAUACUCCGUGAAAACCUGGUUGAGGUUAUGUUGUAACAGUGUGUAAUGAAUGGUAUUGUGCGUUAUUAUGACCCACCCGGGCAACAUAGAUGGAAAUAACCUUUGAGAAGGGGUUCUGACCGUCCGGAAUUUUGUUGUACAGCGUUAUUCGUCAUAAAUGUGUAGUACACCAUUUCUGAUGAGGAUUCAGGCAAACUGAUACGGGGUGCGUUGUGGUGUUGGUGUUAUCGGUAGCUGCUGUGUUGUUUUUCCGUGUUGACUGCGUGACUGGUGCCGUCAAUUCUGGAGCCCUCGCAGCAACUAGAGACGGCGACGGCUCCCCAUGGUUCCUCAAUGGUGCUCGUGAGUGCGGCCUCACCAGUGUCGGCCGCUAUGGACAGCUCGGUGGUGGUGCAAGCUAAGCGCCCCGACUCCUGGGAGACGCAGCAGAUGCUCAUGUUGGUGCAUAAGAAUAAGUCGAAAGCGGCGGGGUCGUCGUCAGGCGGCGACCCGGCGGCCGUGGGGAGCGCGGGCGGCGGCGGCGCGGGCGGCGGCCGGCGCGGCGUGGGCGGCGGCGGCGCGACGAGGGACCCCGGGGGCGGCGGCGGCGGGGGCGGCAGCGGCGGCCCGCUGUACGGCCGCCUCGUGGCCGAGGACUCGCUCGCCGCCGCCGACAUCCAGGCCAUGCAGGCCUGCAUCCCGCGCUACUUCCGCGACCCCGCGCACGCGCCGCUGCGCAAGCUCUCCGUCGACCUCAUCAAGACCUACAAGCACAUCAACGAGGUGUACUACGCGAAGAAGAAACGACGGGCGCAGCAGACGCAGGGCGAUGACUCUUCGCACAAGAAGGAGCGCAAGCUGUACAACGACGGCUAUGAUGACGACAACCACGAUUACAUCAUCAAGAAUGGCGAGAAGUUCCUCGACCGCUAUGAGAUUGACUCUCUCAUUGGCAAGGGCUCAUUCGGACAGGUUGUCAAAGCGUAUGACCAUGAGGAGCAGUGUCAAGUCGCCAUUAAAAUUAUUAAAAAUAAGAAGCCUUUCCUCAAUCAGGCACAGAUCGAGGUAAAGCUGCUGGAAAUGAUGAACAAAGCAGAUGCAGACAACAAGUAUUAUAUAGUGAAACUGAAGAGGCACUUCAUGUGGCGCAACCACCUGUGCCUGGUGUUCGAGCUGCUGUCGUACAACCUAUACGACCUGCUACGGAACACAAACUUCCGCGGUGUGUCACUCAACCUGACGCGCAAGUUUGCGCAGCAGCUGUGCACGGCACUGCUUUUCCUGUCAACUCCGGAGCUCAACAUCAUCCACUGUGACCUCAAGCCGGAGAACAUCCUCCUGUGCAACCCCAAGAGGUCCGCCAUCAAGAUCGUGGACUUCGGCAGCUCGUGCCAGCUGGGCCAGAGGAUAUACCAGUACAUCCAGUCUCGGUUCUACCGGUCGCCCGAGGUGCUCCUAGGAAUCCCAUAUGACCUCGCCAUUGACAUGUGGAGCCUCGGUUGCAUUCUGGUCGAGAUGCACACUGGCGAGCCACUCUUCAGUGGAGCCAACGAGGUGGAUCAAAUGAACAAAAUCGUCGAAGUCCUGGGAAUGCCACCAAAACACCUCCUCGACCAGGCGCACAAAGCGCGCAAGUAUUUUGACAAACUGCCGGGCGACGGGAGCUACGUGCUGCGUAGGCCGAAGGAUGGCCGCAAGUACCGGCCGCCGGGUUCACGCCGGCUACACGACGUGCUCGGCGUGGAGAACGGCGGGCCUGGGGGUCGGAGGCUCGGCGAGCCGGGCCACUCUGUCAGUGACUACCUCAAGUUCAAGGAUCUCAUCCUCCGUAUGCUGGACUUCGACCCGAAGACAAGAGUGACGCCGUACUACGCCCUGCAGCACAACUUCUUCAAGAGGACAGCUGACGAGGGCACCAACACGGGCGGCAGUGGGUCGGCGCCCAACACCGCAGGCGCGAGCAGCUCGGCGGUGUUCGUGCCGCCCCUAGCGGGGCCCCCCGACCCCCACAGGCCCGCCCCGAGUCCUGGCAGCGGAGGCGGUCCGCAGCAAGGUGUCCGGGCGCGGUCAGACCCGGUGGCGUGUACAGGAGUGGGCGCACCGCCGGGACACCCUCACGUAGUCGCAGCGUGCCCUCCCACGCUGCAGCCGCCCCCGGCGCCCCUCCACCAGCAGCAGCAGCAGCAGCAAGUUCUGCCGAUGGAGUGUGACGGUCCUCCGAUCUCGGGACCCCCCGCGGCGUCGGCGCUGCGCCACUACCAUCCCCGCCACCGUCGAGGCCCGCCGCCGCCUCCUUAUGCGCCCGGCGAGCCGCUGCAAGUCGUGCAGCAGCCGCAGCCGCAGCAGCAGCAGGUGGCGGUGGCCUACCACCACCGGGGUGGCGGGUACGGCGCAGGCGCCGCGGCACCGGUGUCGGCGUACCACCGCGGGUUCGUCCCGGCAGCUCUGCCCCCUCCGCCCGUCGCGCCCGUCCCGGGACCCGCCGCAGACGACGCGCCGGACCGGGACGACAGCCCGAUGGUUGGCGUGUGCGUCCGGCAGAGCCCGGUCGCCAGCCAUUAACGGCUACUGCUUCUUAGUGCUCGGCCGCCUGCCGCUGCGGCGUAUAUAUUUUUUUUACCGUAGGAAAGAAAAACGGAACUGUAGUUUCCGGAGGACGCGUGCGCCCCGACUGUGGCGUGGGGGAAGGGGAGGGUGGACGAGUCGCUGUGGACUGUGCUCUCCGCCACUCUGUGACUGCAAAAUCGCCUCCCCCUUUUAUUUCCCCGACUUUUGUCCUUUAGGGAAGAAAUUUGCAGCACUGUGGUGACCCCGUAUCAUUUUCCCGGCCCACGUCUCGCGUCUGUCUCCCCUUCCGCAUCCUCGCCCUCGAAAGUCUGUGGACGUGCUUUCCUCGGUGUCGUCCUUCCUCGAUGUCCCCCCUCCCUCCACCUCGCCUCUCCUCCUCCGACCGCUUAGCCUCGUCUCGGAAGUGGCUGACCGGCACCCCGUGGGUUGUGGGUGUCACUUCCUCGGGUUUUAUUUCUCCCGCUUUGCUUCCCGUCUCGGAGGGACGGCUGUGGCUCUUCACUUUUACUCGUUCCAUCCCAGAUCGACACCCGCACACUGUGCACUCACGAAUGGCCCGUUUCUGUGCUUGUGGUAAAAUUAUUGCAGGAGACUUGUAGGAGGAUGUGUAGAAGAGGAAAAUAUUAAUACAGCUUAUAAAAUGCCUCAUUACCUUCAGUGUAGGAAUAAUAAGUCAGGAAAAUGUCAAAGAAAGAAACUGUUACCCUUAUGUACUUGACAAAGGCUUUUAUAAACAAAUCAAACUACACACGCUUUAAUUUAUUCCUCGUUUUAAGUGAAGUAUAUUUAAACUUGCUCAGAAGCUUGAAGAAUAUAAUAGGUGUGUUCUGUUGUCUCUGUAGCUUGUGAAACUGGGAAGUGCAUUUGUGAUUUUUUUUGAGUGCCGCUGUACAGUUUAUUAACAGUUUUGUUAUUUAUACUUUGCUGUUGUACUGUUUAUGUCCUAUGCUCUACCUGCCCAUUUCCCAUUUUCCUCUCCAGUCUGCUUCUGGAAAACUCAGUUAAAAGCACAACAGGCAACUACAUUUACGAGGUCCUCACCGGCGAAUUGUUGAGGUAGUCGAUUUCUCAAUUUAGUGCUUUUGUUAAGUACUGUACACAUUUUUUGGAUAAUUGCCACUGUCAACAAAGCGACUGAAUCUCCUUGUCAGAACAGAAAUGAAAUCGCACGUAUGGAACAUUUCUCGACAAGGAACGAACGCGUUUGGAUGUGAUUGAAUGCUGGACUCUGUUCACUGUAUCUCAAAGCUGUCGCGACAUUUUUAACGUCAUGUCGUCUUCCAAAUCACUGUUUCCACACCCUGCAGAUCCAGAUCCAGGUUUCUUGUUCAUGUAUACUUAAGAAAAUUUACAGGCUCAGUGCUUUUGAAUUUUGACAUUUGUGUUUAGAGUGCCAUGAUAUGCAUUUGCAUGUUGGAAAUAAAGACAGAUUUAAGAGUUACUUUCAGUAUUACCUGUUUCACAGUACAGUUCUGUUUCAAUAUUCCUAAGCUUUUUGUGACUACCUAUCCAAUAAAUGUAUUUUACUCGGCCGGUGUCAUACUGUUGGCAGUUGUUAAAAGGACAUGUAUUUCGAGUCAUCUGUCUCUGUUGUUGUGUACUGUGUUCAUAGUGAUGAAAAGUUUGCUGAAGCAUGGCAGACAUGAUAAAAAAGAAAAAUUGUCCAGAACAAUUAAUUAAGCAAGCAAUUGUGGGCAACAAAAUUAUUAAUGUGGGCAGACUGACCACUAUUGUAUGUGAAAUAGUGAACUGCUAUACAUCAGGAAACUGCAAGACAUAAGAAAUUGUGUUUCUCUAACAGAUAUUUUCCUGUCAUCUUUGGUUACCUUUGUAAUCUGUUGUAAAUGAACAUACAAUAUUGCCAAUGGAUACAAGGCUUUCACGUUCAAAAUAGGAAAAAGAAAUCCCAACUCAGUCCUAGCUCUUUCAGUUAGAACUGCACUGGUAGGCUGCAAACACAUUUGGAAUAUACUUUUAUGUUCUUAUCCUUGUUCAAAGUAAUAAAGUCAGAUGUUUUCUUAUAUUUUCAUAACAAUAUUUUCAAUAGCUGCAAAAGAUGCCUCUAUACUCCUACUGGCAGGAAGUAGUAAGUUUAUGAAAUGUUUAUGCUCGGAGGAGGUCCUUUCUCUAACUCCCUCUUACCAGAGGCAGAGAUUGCAAAUGACCAGUGGGAUUUCUUCACCAGAGUAAACUAUCCUUGAUACAUGAAAUAGGAUCAAUUUUGACUAUACCUAGUACUUGUGUAAGAUUUAUAAACAUUGUAUUCUGAUCACACAUUUACGGAUCAUUAGAGUAACAGUAAAUUCAGUGAAUCUGUAAUAUGGCUAUACAUUCACAACAAGUUUAAAAUUAGAAAGCUGUUGUAAUGGUACCAGUUAUGCAAAGUUAAACUUCGUCCGUGCUGGAUAGGUGUGUGAGGCUGUAAGGGGGUACUCUCCAUGAGCUAGUAAAAACCUUCAGAAUGGUAGCCUCUAAGUUGGUAGCUUCACACUUUUACCAGUAUAGGUGAACAGAAUACAAAUGGCAGCAUGGUGUUCCCUUCAUUCCACAAAAUGACAAAUGAUAGGCAAAUUUUAUGGUGGAUGGUCAAGUGUGUCUUUCGUAACAAUUGAGAACUUCCUAUGUACAUCUAAUACAGAAAACCAGAAGUGGUAUAAGGAGAUGUAUGUAAUUGCAGGCAUAUCAGCUGUGAGAGCUGCUAGUGAUUGUGUUUCAGAGCUGUGCGGAACAUCUGCACAAUUGUCUGUGCCACAUUGCUAGGUUAGUUCACAAUCUGAUCACUGUAGUAUCUGAAUUUUUGUUACUAAAAAGAAAAAAAAAAUGCUUUUGUAAACUAUUCAUCACUUUGACCAUGGUACUGCCAUACUGCUUUUUGGAAAACCUGCAAAAGUAACUCAGAGUUAUCUGCUGUGUGUAUUCAGAGGACAAAUGAUAAAUGAGCAGUUGUCCCUGUAGUUUGAAGAAGCACAGUUUGAUAUAUGUUGGCUAAUUUGUUAUGUAGCUUGUUGUAUAUGAUGCUGUCAGUUUUCUUUCUAAUGCUAGCCAAUAUUGUAAUAAUUAUUUUCUUGUGACAUUAUUGUAAUACAUACUGCUCUGUGUGCAGCAGAGAAGUAACAGUAUAUGAAUGCUCUGCACAAGUUAUAAGCCACAUGAUAUAUUGUCUUACAUUUUGUGUUGAACUGUUUGAUCUCUUCCCAUAGCAAAUUGUUAUUAAAUAAUAUCUACUUUGUUCCGCCUCUGAAGAGGGUAUAAAUGUAAAAUUGAGAAGACAGGUUUUAAUUUCUAUUAUAUUUAG